Erigeron canadensis is the source of this 957-nucleotide messenger RNA. RefSeq lists its product as uncharacterized. The transcript is spliced from 2 exons. Gene Ontology annotation, molecular function: protein binding. The coding region runs from base 1 to 957 and encodes 318 amino acids. The record is from RefSeq and is a predicted model, not a curated record. Lineage: Eukaryota; Viridiplantae; Streptophyta; Magnoliopsida; Asterales; Asteraceae.
AUGGCAGACACCGACAUAUAUGUGCCUGAUGAGAUUGUCAACAACAUACUUUUUCGGUUGCCUACAAAAUCUUUGACCCGGUUCAGAUGCGUAGCUAAACAAUGGAACCGUUUGAUCUCAGACCCUGACCUCAUGAAGUCCUUAUCACGUCGAAAAAUCUUUAUCCCGGGCCAACCUAGUUGUCAGAUGAUAGAAAAAAUUAAACGAAUAACUGUUGGUGGAAUAACUGUUGGUGGAACAACCAAUGGAGUGUUAAAAAAGGUCCCCAAGCAACCUUUUAUCAACAUCAUCAUUGUAGCGUUUGGAUUGGGUCAUGGUGCAACCCAAGACGAUGUAAAGAUUGUGACAUUACUCGGUCCUAAUCGGUCAAAUAAGACCAGUAGCUCAUUUUUAUCUUGGCGUGUCUUCAGUGUUAAGAACCAAUCAUGGAGCACAAUGUCAGAAUCAUCUAUCGGGUACUUUGAGUUUUCUGAUCGUUCUGGCACUUUUUUAAAUGGAUUCUUGUAUUGGAAAUUCCACAAGGAUCCCUAUAUGACAAUAUUGGCUCUAGAUAUGAAGGAGAAGAAGUUAGUGGAGAUGGAAGUUCCAUACGAUGAUUGUAGAAUGCGUUAUGCUACUAUGGGUACCAUAAAUGGAUGUCUUUGCUUGCUGAUUUACUAUAAAGGUUUGGAACUUGAUGAAUAUGAGUUAUUGGUAAUGAAGGACCAUGGUAUAUGGGAAUCACGUUUCAAAGGAUGCUGGCCGUCAACAGUACUUUCAAGGAUGAAAUCUGAAGCAUUCCUCGUAAUGUGUUAUCUGGAUGAAGGGAAAUUUAUUAUGAAGAAUCUCGGCGACAACACAUUUCUGAUUGUUGACCUGGUGAAAGAUUCAUUUAAACGCAUUAUUUUCUACACGGAUCCUAACCAAUUUUCUCCAAAAGAAGCCAUAGAAUAUGUGGAGAGUUUUUGCAGCAUCUGA